This is a messenger RNA of Aspergillus nomiae NRRL 13137, 2169 nucleotides long. Its product is annotated as Zn(II)2Cys6 transcription factor. Gene Ontology annotation, molecular function: DNA-binding transcription factor activity, RNA polymerase II-specific; DNA binding; zinc ion binding. The record is from RefSeq and is a predicted model, not a curated record. The transcript has 8 exons. Lineage: Eukaryota; Fungi; Ascomycota; Eurotiomycetes; Eurotiales; Aspergillaceae. Gene Ontology annotation, biological process: DNA-templated transcription; regulation of DNA-templated transcription. The coding region runs from base 1 to 2169 and encodes 722 amino acids.
AUGGAAGAUACUCAUUCAGUCGGUGGUUCUGAUGUCCCCGAGGGCGUAUCCUCGGCAAACCCGCAUUCUCCUCGCCUGGCGCGAGCGUGCGAUGCCUGUCGAUUCCGCAAGAUUCGGUGUGACCGACGGUGCCCUUGUUCACAUUGUGCGGAAAAGAAGAUUGAGUGUAGACAUGCCGAAAUUAAGAUCAAAGAGAAGCGUACUCGCAUCCACUUCACUCCUCUUUAUGAAAAGAAAAUCGACCACAUCGAACGCCAACUCGAUGGCAUCAUCGAAAUCUUGAAUGAUCUCAAGGUAAGUCGGUCCGACAACAAACAACCUCGCCUACCAAGGGGUAUGCAAGCCCCGUCCAACGAGCCACAUACCACGCCAGCGGCAUCUAGGCAUGAAACCCAGGCCGAUUCGGCAGAGGGGCCAGUGAUGGAAGGGGACUCUUCAUUGACUGCCCACUCCGCUUUUGCCCACGACUUCCUGCAAAACUUCAUGGGCGCGGAUUCGGUACCGAAUUGCAGUCUAGAGAUGCGACAAACGCUCGAUGCACUUGCCCAUACGGUUGCUACACUUGAAAAGCAGACAGCCUCGAACGAAAUAAUUGGCUCUCACUUCACCCGUACCCCCCGUCUCCGGAUUCAAAAUUUUCAGCUUCCUCCCAUUGAGAAAGCGGUUUCCCUGAUACGCCUUGCAAAAUCCCAGAGCCUUGCUGGUGCCGGCUGGAUCUAUGAAUUUAUUCAAUUCAAUCAAUUUCCAGACAUGUGCCUCGGUGUCUAUUUCUCUGACGAUUAUCCCGUGGCCGAUUUUAUAUCUGUGAACGCCGGCCUGCAUUCUCUUUUCUGGGACUACGCGUUUAAACUGUCCGGGGAACCUAGGGAAGAAUACUUCGGCUUUGCUCACCUGUGCCGCGGGCAUCUAGAAACUGCGCUGGCUGAUCUGCCUCUGCAUCUGCCUGCAACCUCGAGCAUAAUUCUUGCACUCACUUUCGGCGCGUUCCACUUCGUCGAGCUCUCAAAGCCUUCCAUGGCCUGGAUUUAUUCAUCAAAGGCGUCCGAGUUAUGCCAGACACUGGGCUACCAUCGGAAUGUAUCCAUGAAGAGCGACUCGCAAGACACCCUGCAAUACAAACAAUUUCUCUUUUGGGGCAUCUACUUUCUCGACAAGAGCUUAUCACUUCGCCUAGGCAGAGCGUCAACUAUUCCUGACGGUGAUAUAACAAUACCUCGACCCUCAUCAAGCCACUGCAAUCAGGCACCUGUCAUGGCUUACUUCCCUUUGUGGAUCGAGUCUGCGCGAUGCCAAGGCAACAUAUAUGCGAUGCUAUACAGCCCUUCCUCACUUGCUCAACCUGACAAUGUGCGGCAUGAUAGAAUACGAAUUCUUGUGAAUGACCUACAGGCGUUGGACAAGACAACUCGAGACACCCAUAAUCACUGGAUCCAAGCCGCGAGGCAGACCUCGGGAGAAGACUUGAUAAACUUUUUCGCAGUCUCCGACGAUGUCCUCCGUCUAUCGCUCCUUACGCUGGUUCACCGGGCCACUCCACCGACGCAGCAACAACCCUCUUCCACGGCUUUCAGCUCAAACUGCAUCAAAGCGGCACAAGCCACUUUGCAGAGACAUCAUGACUGCAUGGAAGUGAUACACAAGAAUCAAGAUGUCUACUUCCCCAUGUAUAUUCAUUGGACCCUCCUUUUCGCGCCCUUUUCCCCCUUCAUCGUCAUAUUCUGUCACGUAAUCGAAACUCAAGAUCAGGGUUACCUAACUGACUUACAUGCAUUCGUCGAAUCCAUCAAAUCUGCACCAACUGUCUCAGAUGCUGCCGCUAGAAUGUACCGUCUUUUCUUAGUUCUCUACAACGUAGCGCUGCGCUACGUAGAGUUCCGUAAAUCCCAUCAGCCAGGCCAGACGCCAGCGUAUGGCGAGAUGGAUGAAUACCUCGCCGCAUUGGGACUAUCGGUACCGCUUUCAGUUGGAAUCCAUCAACAGGCGAUAGAGUCUCUGGAUACAGACACUGGACAUGAUUUUAUCGGACAGGAAUACAAGCAGAGGGAGGAGCCGACGAUAUCGAUUGGAAAUGAGGCAGAUUUGGAUGGCUGGUUCUCCAGUAACCGGGCUAUCAUGGGAUUGCUGCAGGAGUCGGAUUUUAAUAUUUCGCCUGGGGGUUGGAUAGGCUAA